Molecule: messenger RNA, 4442 nt
Organism: Brienomyrus brachyistius
Lineage: Eukaryota; Metazoa; Chordata; Actinopteri; Osteoglossiformes; Mormyridae
Product: glycogen synthase kinase-3 beta
Exons: 12
Coding region: 916-2277 (453 amino acids)
Biological process (GO): insulin receptor signaling pathway; regulation of microtubule cytoskeleton organization; protein phosphorylation
Cellular component (GO): axon; nucleus; cytosol
Molecular function (GO): tau-protein kinase activity; protein serine/threonine kinase activity; beta-catenin binding
Source: RefSeq, a predicted model, not a curated record
GAAAGUGGCGUAGCCCUUUGCUGCAUCUAUGUACCAGCCCAGCCUUUGUACGUAACUUACGCACUGUGGGCUGGAGUGACAAAGAGCGAGCGGAGACAGACGGAGAAGGAAUAAAAAAAGAAAUUCAGAAUUUGUGGAGCGGUAUCGGCUAGAAUCGUUUGCGGUUUUCCCCCCACAAGUAAAGGGGUCUCGAUGGUGGCGUUUCGACCCGUUAUAUCAUAGGUUAGGCUUCAGAUUCUUACUUCCGCGUUUUAGAACUGGACGCGAGACUAGGUCUGUUCUGCCAAUUUCAUUUUUACAUUUGGGGAUUUGAAAAGAUUUUUUUCUUCAUUUGAACCGUUGGCCGAGCCGAGCAGAGGGGAGCCGCCAUGGCAGGAGCAGUCGGAUCGCUGAGUCUCCACCUCAGUAUAUGAAGGGUUAUGGUGCGGUGCGACAUUUACGAAGCGAAGAACGCCGUUAGCCAGCGCAAUUUAGACCAUGAUUUCUCUAUUUUAGAUCAGCGAUAAGACCACGGACAGCGUCACGAAACUGCACGGCGCUGAUUUUAAUAUAAGGACGCAGGAAAGGGCCGUCGGUAGGUAAUUGAAAACGGGCCCCCACCUCCAAAGGCCUGGCGAUCCGGUAGAUCGAGCUGUCCCCGGUAACGCUAUAGAUGCCUAUAAUCUAAUGUUCAAAAAAGAGGAUGAUCUGAAGAAAGAAGAAAGCUGUUGGACGGAUAUAUCCAGCUAACGAGAGCAUUCGGGGAAGGGCUGACGGAGGAAUCUCCCCCUCUCUUUUAUGCAUUAAAUAACAGAUUGAACUACUAUCCGAAUAACGGAGGACAAUAAAUACGAAUCAAACCUAUAAUCGACGUUACGGAGUCAAGGGACAGUGUGGGUUUUUUUUUCUUUUUUUCUUUUUUCUUUGGAUCGGAAUAUGUCGGGUCGGCCCAGAACCACCUCCUUUGCAGAGAGCUGCAAACCGGUGCCGCAGCCCUCGGCCUUCGGGAGCAUGAAAGUUAGCAGAGACAAAGAUGGCAGCAAAGUGACGACGGUGGUGGCGACGCCAGGCCAAGGGCCCGAUCGGCCGCAGGAGGUGAGCUACACGGACACCAAGGUGAUCGGUAACGGCUCCUUCGGUGUGGUCUACCAGGCCAAGCUCUGUGACUCGGGCGAGCUGGUGGCCAUCAAGAAGGUGCUACAGGACAAACGAUUCAAGAAUCGUGAGCUUCAGAUCAUGAGGAAGCUGGACCACUGCAACAUUGUGCGCUUGCGGUACUUCUUCUACUCCAGUGGAGACAAGGAAUUGUGCGGUUUCCGAAGGAAGUUGAGGCCUUCAGAUCGAUCGGUUUUUCAGAAAGAUGAGGUGUAUCUGAACCUGGUGCUGGACUACGUUCCUGAAACAGUGUAUCGGGUGGCCAGACACUACAGCCGAGCCAAGCAGACUUUGCCCAUAGUCUACGUCAAGUUGUACAUGUACCAGCUGUUUCGGAGUCUAGCGUACAUCCAUUCCUUUGGGAUUUGCCAUCGGGACAUCAAGCCGCAGAACCUCCUGCUGGACCCGGAGACAGCUGUGCUCAAGUUGUGUGACUUCGGGAGUGCAAAGCAACUGGUGAGGGGUGAACCCAACGUGUCGUACAUUUGCUCCCGCUACUACAGAGCUCCUGAGCUCAUCUUCGGAGCCACGGACUACACUGCCAGCAUCGACGUAUGGUCGGCCGGCUGCGUUCUAGCAGAGCUGCUGCUCGGGCAGCCGAUCUUUCCCGGAGACAGCGGAGUGGAUCAGCUGGUCGAGAUCAUCAAGGUCUUGGGAACGCCUACAAGGGAACAAAUCCGUGAGAUGAAUCCCAACUACACAGAGUUCAAGUUCCCCCAGAUCAAGGCACACCCAUGGACUAAGGUGAGUCAGCAGCGGCAACACACUGCCUGUCUGGGCGGCCCGCAGGUGUUCCGGCCGCGCACGCCGCCCGAGGCCAUCGCGCUGUGCUCGCGGCUGCUGGAGUACACGCCCACCGCGCGCCUCACGCCCCUGGAGGCCUGCGCGCACUCCUUCUUCGACGAGCUGCGGGACCCCAACGUCAAGCUGCCCAACGGCCGCGAGAAGCCGUCCCUCUUCAACUUCACCACUCAGGAGUUGUCCAGUAACCCCUCCCUGGCCUCCAUCCUCAUCCCUGCCCACGCCCGGAGCCAGCCUGGUGCUUCCACCCCCACCAAUGCCUCUGCUGCUUCAGAUGCCAACAGUGGAGAUCGUAGCCAGACCACCAACGCAGCCUCCGCCUCUGCCUCCAACUCCACCUGAGACCCUGCCCCCCUCCCCCAGGGCCCAUCCCGCUGACCAGGCCUCACCUGUCGUCCUUGGCUGCCUUUUGGGGAGGAGUCGGGGGUGAUGGGCGGGGUCACGCACACACACACAAAAAACCCACAAAAAAGGAGGAAACCAAUCUGACCGAGUGCCCCCCCCCCCCCAACCCCCGUCUGCCUGUUCAUUCGUGUGUUUUUAUUUGUACAAAGUGAUAGCGACUAUGAUGACUGCUAUUCAUUUGUGUGCUUGCUAAGAGAGACGUGGGGGUGGCAAGGGGCUGUUGAAUAAGUAAAUAUAUAAAUAUAUAAAUAUACAGUAAAUACAACAUGUAUUCAUGUUUCUCCCUUGACAAUCUCUCUAUUGAAGCAGUAUUGUAGCUAUAUUUAUCUUUUCUCACUUUUUCCUCUGGGUUUGGGAGAAACCCUCCCCCCCCCCCCCCCCCCCCCUCCCCCACUUGUGACCUUUGACCCAUUCUCAGAGCUCCUUGUGCAUGGCUUGAGUUAGGAGACUCUUACCACAGUCAGUUUAUAAUCGGCUGAAAGCUAUUGCUCUUUUUAGCAAUUAAAGGGUCACAAUAUUUAAUCCUUAAACCAUUUAAAAAGCCCCCAUUAACAAAAAAAAAAAAUCUGGCAACCCCAGAGAAGGUAAUUCCAGUGUGUUAGACAACUGUGAAUGGUGCACAGUUUCAAAAAAGAUGGACUAAAUAUUUCUUUUAGUAAUGGGACUGGGGGAGAUGACACGGGUGGGAAGUUUUUAGCGAUUGACAUCUGCAUCCGUGUGCUCGUGUUGUACUCAUACAUACGGUUCAUGUAUUACUUUGCAUUAUGUAAAAUAUUUACAGUAUAUAUCAAAUUACAGUUCAGAAGUCAGAGGUCAAGAGCUGAUAUGGCUCUGCAGCAAUAUUUGCUGGUGCCUGAAGCUUCUCGAGUCUCUUCAGGAAGAGUCUUCUGUCCAGCAAGCACAUUUCCUGCUUCUGUCAGUCCGUGUUGAUUUUUAUUAGUGACUUAGAUUUGUAUAGAUUUUAAAUCCCCCCCCCUACCUCUCCUCCCCAGCACCUCUUUUACCUUUCCUUUCAACUUAUUUAUUAUUGCAUGUGACUUGUCUAGACUUUGGUUAAAUGGAUCUGUCAUAGCUUUGAGGGAUUUGAGCUUGAACCAGGCUGAGGAGUUUUCACCCAAAUUCUGAGGUGAGGUGUGGGCCCGCUCAGGACAUUUAUGCGACGCGAUUAAUCCGCUGUUCCUGCCGACACGUUGAUACACGGUUCCUUGUAUGUACACGGAACUCCUUUGGCUCAGGCUACGUUUGCGAUAUCCUAAACGAAUCACAAUUCUUACACAAAAUUAUUUAGAAUAGGAUUCUUCAUUGAUUGAACGAAAAAUUCGGGCGCCUUACACAGGAGUUGCCAUGUCCUCCCGAUCUCCAGUGACACUCUUGGGUUACCAAGGGAGUCUGCGCCAAGAUCUUUGGGCAAUAAUGAGUUAAAACCAACUGAAACUUAGCACGGGGGACUGGCAACGUCCGGAAAGUUCUGCAGUUUGAUCUCUUCUCAUUGGGUUUCACAUUAGUUUCUGUGUAAUUAAUAUGGCUUUGCUCCAAAUCUAUGUCCAGCACCUGACCUACAGUGGGAUCAGCAUGAAGGCAAAGGUGGAUCUUAGUAUUUUUUUUUUUUAUUAUUUAUAUUUUGAUUGAACUUCCUCUGCAUUCUUUUGUAAGUUUGGCUAGUGUGCUCUGUGGUUAAAUUUCAUAUGGCUGCUGGGUACCUGCUCCUCCUACAGGAGGAGUCAAGUUGAAGGAACUGUACAGCCUUGGAGGAGUGUUCAGCUUCUCCUACUGACAUCCUCUUUUCCCUCCUCUACUGAAGGAGCGUUGAAAUUGGUCAGUAAGUGUUCAGUCUUUUGUGUUUGUAUGCCUCCGGUUCUUAUGGUCCACCUUGUAAUCUGCACCCACCGCUCCUCAUUACAGUCCUUCAACAAGUCUUACAAUUGUAACAGAAAUGUGUGUGCGUGUGUGUGCGCGUGUGUCAUGUAUAUACGGAUGCUCCUCACCAAAUUCUGGCUUGUACUUUAUUUUUAUGUGUAUGUUUUGUAAAUAUGCGGACCCAAGAACUGUUAAUUAGCAAAAAAAAAAAAUAUUGAUGAUAAAGCAGGGGAGGGGGGAUUCAG